AGGAGGUGCCUGUUGGUCCCUGAAGUGUAGGUGUUUGCAGCCUCUCAACAUGAACAUCGUCAGUGCUUUGUCCGUCCUCGGCCUGCUGCUUGCAGCUGCUAGUGCCCAGAAACCCAACCAAUGUGAAUCUCCUCCCCUGAUGACUGGAGGUGUCAGCAUGGUGGGCCCUAAUGGACUCUUCAUGUCUUCGGGAGCAGUCAGCUAUGAUGCUUUUGGUCAGAAGAUUCGCUUCAGAAACUAUGGCCUUGUUGGAAAUGAAACCUUUGCUAUUGACCAGCUGAUGCUCUUCAACAAGAAAGUCUACUAUGAGAUCGACUGGCAGCAAUUCACUUGCAAGAAGAAGCGUCUAAAUACAGAUUUCAUUCCCAUGCAAGUGCCCAAUAACGCUGAACUGAUGGGGCAGGUUAUAGCGGGCUCCUCCUCCUCCUGGGGAAUGGGUGUGCUGGUCAACAGCUGGCAGGGAAAUCUGCCAAACAACGGUCACUACAUGAGCGUCUUCACGGAGAUUGGCUGCAUCCCCAUGACCUUCGCUGGCUACACACCAUCAUCUGGAUGGACCCUGGUCAGCACCUUCAACUGGGUACUUGGCCUCACCAAUCCCAUGGACUUCUUCCCACCUGUCAUUUGUGCCAAGUCCCAGCUGGAGGAGUCUGAAACACCUGACACCAUGUUUACUGCCUUGGAGUCUCUGGCCAGAAAGACCAAGCACAUGGAGUAAACAUCAGGCUUGUUUUCAAUCUGCUCAUUUAAAAUAAAAGAAGGAGUGGAUCCUUCUGCAAACAAUACACAAAAUGCAUUGUGAAUAA
This is a messenger RNA of Dunckerocampus dactyliophorus (ringed pipefish), 806 nucleotides long. RefSeq names its product ependymin-like. Gene Ontology annotation, cellular component: lysosome; extracellular region. Lineage: Eukaryota; Metazoa; Chordata; Actinopteri; Syngnathiformes; Syngnathidae. Gene Ontology annotation, biological process: cell-matrix adhesion. Bases 50 to 718 code for a protein of 222 amino acids. The transcript has 6 exons. Gene Ontology annotation, molecular function: calcium ion binding. The record is from RefSeq and is a predicted model, not a curated record.